Messenger RNA from Myotis lucifugus (little brown bat), 1002 nucleotides. It is a transcript of the gene UROS, whose product is annotated as uroporphyrinogen III synthase. Lineage: Eukaryota; Metazoa; Chordata; Mammalia; Chiroptera; Vespertilionidae. Gene Ontology annotation, molecular function: uroporphyrinogen-III synthase activity. Bases 1 to 1002 code for a protein of 333 amino acids. Gene Ontology annotation, biological process: uroporphyrinogen III biosynthetic process. The record is from RefSeq and is a predicted model, not a curated record. The transcript has 11 exons.
AUGCGCGAGCUCCAGCUGCGAGUGCCGCGGGGCAGCAGGUGGUGGUACCCGGGCCUGGCGCGGGCCGUCGCCAUGGCAGCGCAGGCCACGUGCCUCAGGUUGGGAUCGCGAGACCCCGCCCGCCUGGGCGACUUCCUAGUGCCGGCGCCGGGCUGGGCAGGGCCCCAGCUCCGAGACCUUUCGGGCCUCACCAGCCCGGCGAGAGCCUAUGCCUUUAUGAAAGCCUUUGUGAGCGACUGGCUCCUGGUAUUUGAGCUUCUCCAAUGUGGACAUGGGGGCCUGGCCAACCCAGACCUGUUCUUUCGUCUGCAGGAGUUAGGAUUGCGCGGACUGGAAGCCACUCUGAUCCCUGUUUUGUCAUUUGAGUUUCUGUCUCUUCCCACUUUCUGGGAGAAGCUGUCGCGUCCGGAAGGCUACGGAGGGCUCAUUUUCACCAGCCCCAGGGCAGUGGAAGCGGUGGAGCUGAGCCUGGAGCAGGACGGGAAAAGCGAAGUCUGGAAAAAGUCUCUGAGAGAAGCAUGGAGCGCUAAGCCGGUGUAUGUGGUUGGAAAUGCCACGGCUUCUCUAGUGAAGAAACUUGGCCUGGAAGCCGAAGGGGAAAGCAGUGGGAACGCCGAGAAGCUCGCGGAAUGUAUCUGUUCCCGGGAGCCGCCUGCACUGCCUCUGCUGUUUCCCUGUGGAGCCCUCAAGGGAGAAGUGCUGCCGCAGAUGCUCAAGGACAAAGGGAUUCCCAUGGAAAGCAUCAUUGUCUAUCAGAAGAUCCCCCACCCGGGAAUCCAAGUGAACCUGGACAGCUACUACUCCAAGCAGGUGGGCGCCGUUUCCAGGGGGCUCGGGCAGGCGGGCGCCGUGGUGGAGGCGGAGGUGAGGUGUGGCCUCUGCGUGGUUCACCUCCCGGCUGAGGCCUCUCGGAGGCUUCAUCCCUGUGCCUGGGGACCAGGGACAGCACAGCUCCUGCCCGCAGGGCCAACCACCUGGAAAGAACAGUCAGGAGGCAGCUGA